Pecten maximus is the source of this 2648-nucleotide messenger RNA. Its product is annotated as glycerol kinase-like. Gene Ontology annotation, molecular function: glycerol kinase activity. Gene Ontology annotation, biological process: glycerol metabolic process; triglyceride metabolic process; glycerol-3-phosphate biosynthetic process. Bases 145 to 1710 code for a protein of 521 amino acids. Lineage: Eukaryota; Metazoa; Mollusca; Bivalvia; Pectinida; Pectinidae. The transcript is spliced from 18 exons. The record is from RefSeq and is a predicted model, not a curated record. Gene Ontology annotation, cellular component: mitochondrion.
UACUACAGGUAAUGGUCAGUGGAUACGUCUACUGACCAGCUAUAUACACACGUGUGUACGUGGUGUGUAUUUGUAUAUCAGACGGGCCUGUUGCUGUUGUGUUCGCCACUGCUACCACGUUCCUAUGUACAUCUGACAGACAGGAUGGCAACAUUUGCAAAAUAUGGUUAUCUCGUGGGGUCAAUAGACCAAGGCUCAAGCAGUACUCGUUUUUCGGUGUUUUCCAGCAGGACUGGAGAGAUGGUAGCCUAUCACCAAGAGGAAUCCAUUAUCCUAACACCACAAGAAAGAUGGGCGGAAAUGGACGCCAUAUGGCUUAUAGAAUCUACGCGUGACUGUAUGAAGAAAACUGCUGACAAAUUGGAUAAUAUGGGUAUAGAUGUCAAAGAUAUAAAAUGUAUAGGUAUUACCAAUCAAAUGGUGACCAUUAUAUUAUGGGACAAAGUCACCGGGAAACCUUUGUGCAAUGCUAUAGUUUAUUCAGAUACAAGAGCUCAUGAUCGCCAUCAAGAAUUUGAAAGAAAUAUGUCACAAGAGGAACGCUUGAAAUAUCAGAAAGAAUGUGGUAUGCCGUUUACGUCAAUAUUCCUCCCGGUAAAGUUGCCCUGGAUACUGGACAAUAAUAAAGAAGUAAAGGAAGCCUUCAAUCAGGGGAGAUUACUCACAGGAACAGUGAACACUUGGAUACUUUGGACCCUGACUGGUGGUCCCAAUGGAGGUAUAUAUGCGACUGACGUCACCAAUGCUUGUCAUACAGGGUUGAUGAACAUCAAAACUCUUACAUGGGACGACAAUAUAUGCAGUGUAUUCAAAGUUCCGAAAUCAGUUCUGCCAGAAAUCCAUAGUACAUCUGAGGUUUAUGGCUAUAUGAAUGACGGACCUUUUAAAGGAAUUCCUUUGUCUGGGAUGAUUGGUGACCAAUUGGCAGCUACGACAGGACAGUUGUGUUUUAAGCCUGGGGAGUCAAAAUGCACAUAUGGUACUGUUGCUUCACUGAACAUCAAUACAGGAACUAAGGUAGUAACUUCAAGCCAUGGAUUACUUACAAGCCCUUUGUACCAACUUGGAAAGGGAAGCACACCUGUCUACACGCUGGAGGGUGUGGUCGCCUCCUGUGGAAACGUGAUUAAAUGGAUGAGGGACAACCUGGGAAUGAUCGAGAAAGCUUCCGAGAUAGAGGAACUAGCUAGCAGUGUAGCUGAUACUGAUGACUGUUAUUUCGUGCCAGCAUUCGAAGGAUUCUUCUGUCCGUACUGGACAGACGAUGCCCGAGGGAUACUCUGUGGACUAAAUUCCAGUACAACUAAGGCACACAUUUGCCGCGCAGCACUGGAAUCGAUCUGCUUCCAGGUCAGAAAGUUGUUAGAGAUUGCCGCAGAAGAGAGCGGGUUUGCCAUACCCUCUCUAAAGGUAGACGGCGGGAUGGUUGUUAACUCCUUUUUCAUGCAGAUGCAGGCUGAUAUCUUGGGAGAAAAUGUCGUCCGUCCUUUUAUGAGAGAAACAACAUCCUUUGGGGCUGCAUUAAUGGCGGGAGCGGCUGUCGGUAUGGAUGUUUUCCGGAUAAGCCCGGAUUCCCUAAGACUAGAAGUAGACUUUCCACAGAAAAUCGACGUAUUUGAAAAAUGUUGCUCUACAGAAGUCCUUGAAAAGAGACUGAGACGAUGGGAGAAGGCGGUACAUAAGUCCUUUGAUUGGAUGAAGGAUACUUAAAACAGAUUCAGGAAAAUGUAUAUAUUGUAAUUAGAGAAUAUCAUUACCUCUCGGUCAGAUAUACAACAUCGUAAUUAGUGUCAUUAAAGGUCAGUCAAGGUGUCCAACAUUGUAAUAAGAUAAUCCAAUAACGGAACAAUCAAGGUAUCAAACAUUGUAAUUGAUGUAUCUAAUUACGGGUCAAUUAAUAUGUCCAACUUUGUUAUCAGAGUAUCCGAUUACGGGUCAAUCAAGGUAUCGAACAUAAUAACAAUGUAAUUAGAGUAUUCAAUAACGGGUCAAUUAAUUAAUCAAACAAUGUAGUCAGAUUAUUAGAUGACGGGUCAAUUAAUUAAUCAAACAAUGUAGUCAGGUUAUUAGAUGACGGGUCAAUUAAUUAAUCAAACAAUGUAGUCAGGUUAUUAGAUGACGGGUCAAUUAAUUAAUCAAACAAUGUAAUCAGGGUAUUAAAUGACGGGUCAAUUAAUUCAUCAAAUACUGUAAUCAGAGUAUCCAAUUACGGGUCAUUCAUGGUAUCCAACAUUGUUAUUACAGUACCCAAUUACGGGUUAAUCAAGGUAUAAAACAUAUGUAAUUAGAGUAUCCGAUAUCCAGUCUAUCAACUUUCAAACAUUGUAAUCAGAGCAUCCGAUAACGGGUCAAAUACGGAAUCCAAUAUUGUAAUUAGAGUACCCAAUUAGGGGUUAAUCAAGGUAUAAAAUGUUGUCAUCCGAGUAUUUGAUUACUGGUCAAUCAAUAUAUCCAGCAUUGUGAGUACAGUAUCCGAUUACAGGUAAAUGGAGGUAUACAUCGUUGUAAUUAGAGAAUCAGAUUAUGAGCCAAUCAACGUAUCCAACGAUAUAAUUAUAGUAUCCGAUUACAGGUCAACGGAGGUAUACAUGGUUGCAAUUAGAGAAUCAGAUUAUGAGCCAAUCAACGUAUCCAACGAUAUAAUUACA